Camelina sativa (false flax) is the source of this 1345-nucleotide messenger RNA. Its product is annotated as protein RGF1 INDUCIBLE TRANSCRIPTION FACTOR 1-like. Lineage: Eukaryota; Viridiplantae; Streptophyta; Magnoliopsida; Brassicales; Brassicaceae. The record is from RefSeq and is a predicted model, not a curated record.
AGAUUUAAACUUCAAUAUAAUGUAUGAUGACACUUUGUCACACAAAAUUUUUGAUAUUUCGCCAAUGGAGAGAAGAUUUGAUCUUUCUGGGAACAUUUGUUUUCUCAAUAAAGACCUUCUCUCUCUCUCUCUCUUUCUCUCUUUCUCCCUUUCUCCUUCUCCCACCCAACCAAGACUUUCUCUUUCUAUACGUAGCGACAAUAAUUCUGGAACCUCCUCUACAUUACAAAACAAAUAAGCAAUAUACAUACACAUAUACACCCACGUAUACAUAUAACAUUAGAUAUUAUAUAAACAUUUACACUCUCUUCUUCUUCACACACACACACACACUCUCCAAAUUUAAGGUCCAAAGCUCCCAAUCAAAAUCUCAAUCUCUCUUAGGGUUCUUGCUUCUUCAUCAAUAGGGCUAUAUAUUGAAAUUGAGUGAAAAAAUUCGAACUCUUUUUAAUUAAGAUAAAUGGUUAGAGAAGGUGAGGAGGAAGAAGAAGAGAUGAUGAUGAUGGUGGCAACGAAACCUGCAUGGCUUGAAGGACUACUGGCUGAAACUUUCUUCUCGAGCUGUGGAAUCCACGAAACUCGCCGUAAAAGCGAAAAGAACGUCUUCUGCUUACUCUGUUGUCUCAGUGUUUGUCCUCACUGUCUCCCUUCCCAUCGCUCUCAUCCUCUUCUUCAGGUGAGACGAUACGUAUACCAUGACGUCGUACGGUUGAGUGAUCUUGAGAAGCUCAUAGAUUGUUCAUAUGUUCAGCCAUAUACAAUUAAUGGAGCCAAAGUGAUAUUCAUAAACCAAAGACCACAAUCAAGAGCUAAGGUGUCUUCAAAUGUUUGCUUCACUUGUGAUAGAAUCCUUCAAGAACCAUUCCACUUUUGUUCACUCUCCUGCAAGGUGGAUUACUUAUCAUAUCAAGGAGAUGAUUUAUCAAGCAUUCUCUAUAGAAUUGAUGAAUCGGAUUUCACGUUCGAGGGUUUGAGAAUGGACGGACAUGAUCAGCUCGAAGAGAUGUCGACGAUGGAGGAUUCAGAGGAUAUGAUGGUCAUUUCGGAUCAAUCGGAGCAAGGUAACAACAGUAGUAGUAAGAGAGAGAAGAAGAACAAGAACAAGAAGCAAGAGAGCCAUUACUUGCCUGGGAUGGUUCUUUCAUCACUUGGUAAUAGAAGGAAAGGUGCUCCUCAUAGGGCUCCUUUAUCAUAAAUAUAAAAAAAUUAUAGGCAAAAAUAAUUUUGAAAAACAAGCAUUCUAUAUAUAUUAUGUAUCGCGUUUCUUCUGUUAGGUACAUGAUGUAACGGGUACGAUAAUUAGUACUCUUUUUAUCAUGAAAAUGUGUUUACUUUUAUGGGUUUU